Messenger RNA from Elgaria multicarinata webbii, 3235 nucleotides. It is a transcript of the gene KLHL31, whose product is annotated as kelch like family member 31. The transcript is spliced from 3 exons. The record is from RefSeq and is a predicted model, not a curated record. Gene Ontology annotation, biological process: negative regulation of protein phosphorylation; negative regulation of JNK cascade. Gene Ontology annotation, molecular function: protein binding. Gene Ontology annotation, cellular component: cytoplasm; nucleus. Bases 206 to 2110 code for a protein of 634 amino acids. Lineage: Eukaryota; Metazoa; Chordata; Lepidosauria; Squamata; Anguidae.
AGGCGCCAGUCACUCUCAUCCACAGUGGCAGCUGGGUCACACUCGAAACUUCACUUGCUAGGACUUCCCAGGUGAAACCUGAACUUCCAUUUCCCCCUUGUCUGUUCCUUUCAAGAGAUAUUCUCGUAGACAUUUGUGCUGGGCAGCUCUGGGAAGGCUCUUUCCUAAGAAGGCAAGCUCUUGGCUGUGAUAUUAUAUUGCAGUCAUGGCGCCUAAGAAGAAGAACGUCAAAAAGAGCAAAGCGGAUAUCAAUGAGCUGACCAUCAUUGUGGAGGAUGGGCCCCUCAGCAAACUGAAUGGCUUGAACGGCCUUUUGGAAGGAGGGAACGGCUUCAGCUGCAUUUCGACUGAAGUUUCUGAUGCUCUCUAUAGCCCCAAUCUCUUGGAAGGACUGUGCAGAAUGAGACUGGAAAACUUCCUCUGUGAUUUAGUGAUUGGUACCAAAACCAAGUCCUUCGAUGUCCACAAGGUGGUAAUGGCUUCAUGUAGCGAUUACUUCCACAACAUCUUAAAGAAAGAUCCAUCUACUCAAAGAGUGGACCUCAACGAUGUAGCUCCACUGGGCCUAGCCACUGUCAUUGCAUAUGCUUACACUGGGAAGCUCACACUCUCACUGUACACCAUAGGCAGUAUCAUCUCCACAGCCAUUUAUCUUCAGAUCCAUACCCUUGUGAAGAUGUGCAGUGAUUUUCUGAUGCAAGAAAUCAAUGUGGAGAAUUGCAUCUACAUCGCCAACAUCGCAGAGACGUAUGGACUAAAGACCGCCAAGGAAGCAGCGCAGAAAUUCAUUAGGGACAACUUCAUUGAGUUUUCCGAAUCGGAUCAGUUCUUAAAACUUAGUUUUGACCGGAUCAAUGAACUUCUUGCAGACGAUGACUUGCAGUUGCCCUCUGAACUUGUUGCAUUCCAGAUUGCAAUGAGAUGGCUGGAAUUUGACCAAAAAAGAGCAAAAUACGCUGCUGACCUUUUGAGCAACAUUCGGUUUGGUACCAUCUCUGCCCAAGACCUGGUGAAUUAUGUUCAGACUGUACCAAGAAUGAUGCAAGAUUCAGAUUGCCAUAGACUUCUAGUGGAUGCCAUGAAUUACCACUUACUUCCGUACCACCAGAAUACCCUGCAGUCUAGGAGAACAAGGAUACGUGGAGGAUUACGAGUCCUUGUUACUGUCGGGGGACGCCCAGCUCUAACAGAGAAAUCCCUUAGUCGAGACAUUUUAUACAGAGAUCCUGACAAUGGGUGGAAGAGGCUUACCGAGAUGCCAGCUAAAAGCUUCAACCAGUGUGUCACUGUGAUGGAUGGAUUCCUCUAUGUGGCAGGUGGUGAAGACCAGAAUGAUGCCAGAAACCAGGCUAAGCAUGCAGUCAGCAAUUUCUGCAGGUAUGAUCCUCGCUUCAACACGUGGAUUCACCUGGCCAACAUGAAUCAAAAGCGCACUCAUUUCAGCCUGAAUGUGUUCAAUGGCCUCCUUUACGCUGUCGGCGGCCGCAACUCCGACGGGUGUCUUUCUUCAGUUGAAUGUUAUGUCCCCGCAGUUAAUCAGUGGCAAAUGAAGGCCCCGCUGGAGGUGGCCCGGUGCUGCCACGCUAGUGCAGUAAUCGAUGGUAGGAUCCUGGUCACGGGAGGUUACAUCAACAAUGCUUAUUCCCGCUCUGUCUGCAUGUACGAUCCUGCUAGCGACAGCUGGCAAGAUAAGGCCAGCCUGAGCACUCCGAGAGGCUGGCACUGUGCGAUUUCCCUGGGGGAAAAGGUUUACGUCAUGGGGGGGUCCCAGCUGGGAGGUCGGGGUGAAAGAGUCGAUGUGCUUCCUGUUGAAUGUUACAGCCCUUAUCCCGGCCAGUGGAAUUACGCUGCUCCUCUUCCAACGGGCGUGAGCACCGCUGGUGCCUCCACCCUUGGUGGGAAAAUGCACUUAGUGGGAGGCUGGAAUGAAGUAGAGAAGAAAUACAAGAAAUGUAUUCAGUGCUACAACCCCAACCUGAAUGAAUGGACCGAUGAGGAUGAGUUGCCCGAAGCCACCGUAGGAGUGUCGUGCUGCACCAUUGCCAUGCCCAACACUAAGACCAGGGAAUCCAGGGCUAGCUCGGUAUCUUCAGUGCCAGUCAGCAUUUAAGCAUUUUAACAAGUAGGCUUAGAUUCAACUUUUUAAAAAUGUUUACUUCACACAACCCUGUCGGAAUCCCUGGAAAGAGCCAUGCGUGCCGAUCGGAAGGGAUUGUGGGAGACGGGGAACAUUUGCAUGCCGACGGCUUUGGAUUUCAGUUUUGCCAAAUUGGCCAAUUUUCAUGGCAUCGAAAAUAGAUGGUAUGACCUAAGAAAUUUAAAAUGCAAUGAGCUUAGCACAAAACAGAGGCCUCUAAUUUGUCCCCAGAACUUGAAAAGUAUUUUUCUUAUUAACAGUUCAUUUUUAUUUUCAUUUUAUUAUUAUUAUUUUCAUUAUUUUCAUAAAAACAGUAAAAACAGCCUCUCUCCCCCACCCACCCACCCACCACGUUCCCAUCCAUUUAGAUUUCCCCCUUCCUUGUUUAUAUCAUCCUGUGUUCAAAGGUUUCGUGCCUAUAAGUAAAACCAUGAAGCAAAAAUUGGAUAAAUUAAUAGUUACAUAGAAUUUAUUUAUUUAUUUAUUUAUUGAAAUAAAAGUGCUGUGUCAAGCAUGUCUUUUUGCUUGCCUGCACUGGCAUUGCGGUGGAUAACAUUACCCUGCAUAUAAUUCAAGAGCAUUUCCCCCAUAUUAAUAGGAUUUUUUGUUUUUCUUUUACCAAUUUGGUGCAAUAUACCUUUUCACAGGCAGCUAAGAUCCACAGAUCUUGAAUCCAAUUCUGUACAUUUGGAUGUUGAACAUGAUUUAAUCUCUAACCUACCUUCUCUCAAGAUUUCCAGGUUGCAUUAUUUUUGAGAUCCUUACAUUCAAAAGACAGGCAAAUCUAAUCAGAUGGGUAUUUGAUACAUUUAGUACUCACAUGCCACGUCAACAGAGAACUAUCCAUUUUAGGAUAUAUAUAUAUAUAUAUAUGCAAUGCAUGGGGCAGUGUUAAACACAAUGCCAGCCAGAGUGCCCCAGACACACUGGUUACUUGUCUAUAUCCCUAAAGCACACUCACUUGAUUUCAUUCCUGAAAAAAUUUCAAUACAUAGGAAAGAAAAUACACCUACAGAAGUUAAACACACCUGGCACCCCAAUAUAUCCUCUGUAACUUCCGUGAUUUGUUUUAAAAUUGUUCUCUUUCCAGGUGUACAA